This is a messenger RNA of Sphaerodactylus townsendi, 4903 nucleotides long. It is a transcript of the gene CCDC157, whose product is annotated as coiled-coil domain containing 157. The coding region runs from base 126 to 2393 and encodes 755 amino acids. The record is from RefSeq and is a predicted model, not a curated record. The transcript is spliced from 11 exons. NCBI's taxonomy places the organism in Eukaryota, Metazoa, Chordata, Lepidosauria, Squamata, Sphaerodactylidae.
CCCAGAGGCGGAGUCUUGGACAGAGUUCGUGGUUGCCAUGGUGACAGGCAUCUGAAGCCUUCCCCCGGAAGACUGCGCAUCAGGCACAUCUGUUCUAUGUUCUGGAAUGAUACCAGGGAGGCUACAUGGCGACCUUGCUAGGCAACCAAAACUGCAUGGAAAGUUUGAGGAAGGACAUCACUGAUCUGCAAGGAACAGUCAUCAGUGUUUUCUCCCGAGCUGGGGCUGUGCGCUAUCCUUCCUGGAAGUUUCCUGACAAAGUGUCAUGUGACCUGGACCUGGUGGCUUUAUUGGACCAUUAUGAUUAUGUCGAAAAUGAACUGGAAUUUACUGAGCACUCCCAUGUGGUUCUCCUGGAACUAGUGAUUGACAGGCUUAUGUUGGUGCUUCAGAGCUUUACGGCAUACACUGAGAACGUGAUCAGCGAACAAGCUGUGCCCCCAUCCCGAGUGACAGGACCCUACAUGUCUGUUGGGCUGGCUGUGAGAAAGUGCUGGAAUGGCAUGCAGAAAUGGGGAACCCUCUAUCACCAGCUUGUGGCUGAGAAAAAACAUAAGGAAGAUAUCUCCAGUUUGAAGUCUUCCCUGCCGGAGGCAAGGGCCGAGAGUGAGCGUUUUAAAAGCUGUCCAUCAACCCUUUCAGAGUCAGAUGUGACUUUGCCCAGCUUCCAGUCUUCUCCUUUGACCAUGUCAGCCAGCAGUGGACACCUGGACAGUGCCAUCAGAGUCUCCUCUCAGGCACAGAUAUGUAAGGAUGUUUGCAGGCAUGUCCAGAGCACCCAUACUCAAACCAUUGAGACGUCCCUAGUAUCGUGUGAUGCAUGUGAGAGGGCCCAGGGCAGCCUCAGGGAAGUGGGUAACGCCAUCAUCCACAUCUGCAGCAGCCAGAACCUCCCAUCAUCUUUGAGCCGAUUCCUUCAGCUGAUUGAUGAAACCCUCGGUCAGAAACCCCUCACAGCCACGGACAUGAGCUACUGGGCAUCCGAGCAAAGCAAAGACCUCUCCCGGAUCAAUAAACACUUCCGGGCACUGACAGGGCUUGUUAAUCCUUUGAAGGAAGAGCUGGAAGCAGCUGAGAAACAAAAGGAGGCGUUGAAGAAGCAGUUGGAGACCUUCCAGAGCUGCCUGGAGAAGGAGAAAGAAGCCCAGGAGGAACAGAGGAAGGAGACGGAGCUGAUAUUCAAAAAAAAGAAUGCAGAAAGUCUGCAGCUUGUGGCUGCACUUGAGAAGGACAAAGAGGAUCUCCAGGAAAGAGAAGUUUUCUUGGAGCUGCAAAUCUCAACCUUGAAAGACAAGCUUCAGCAACAGCAAACUACUUUCCAAGAGAUGGAGCGGACCAACAGCAAUCAGCUGCAGGAGAUGCACGUGAAGAUGAUGGACAUGGUGGACAAGAGCCAAGUGACCAGCCUGGAGGCCCAGCUGGCAGUCCUGUCUCGCCAGCUGGACAGCACAAAGCAGCAGCUGAACUGGACCACCGCUGAGCUUGACAAAGAGAAGGCCACAGUGGAGAGCAUGCUCCGUCACAAAGAGUCCCUCCAGGUCAAGCAAAGGGCUCUCAUGCAGCAGCUGGAUAAUCUGGACCAGGAAUGUGAGCAGCUAAAAACUGACCUGGUUGACAGGGAAGAUGACGCAUGCAUGCUGCUGGAGCAGGUGAAGGGACUCAAAGAAGAGAAGCAGCAGAUCCAGGACCAUAUGAAAGCACAGCAGGAACUCCUGGAGAGAGCACAGCAGGAAAAGCAGAGCAUGGAGCUGUCCAUAGCUGAGCUCCAAAGGACCAUAUCGAAGUUGGGAGAGAGAAACCAGGAGCUGAAGGAGAAGGAGAGGCUCCUGGUGUUUUUCCCGGACCUUCACGUUCCUGUGGAGACACAGUUUGAAAGCACGGGGGAUAUCAUGGAAGACAUGGGAAAGCAGCUGCAGGCCAACAACAUCCGUAUCAGUGUCCUGGAGGAAGAAAACUCGCGCCUUCGAGCUGCUGUAGCCAAGAUGAAAGAGCAGGCCCAACAGGAAGCACCAAAACUUGUCCCGCCAACACAGCUGUGGAUUCCAUCUGCCAAAACCGGGUAUGAAGACAGCUUGGUGCAGUCUCCCACAGGGGAAUGUUGCAGGGAAGUAACAGGUUUCCAGAGAGCAUCGGCAAAAUCCACUAAUAAUCAAGCUGGCUCAGGAAGCAGGGCUCAGAACAGAUCUCAGAGCAGCCGUACCCCCAGCAGAGACAGCUCCAUCUCACACAAGACAUCUGUUAGCUCACUGAAGAAGUCCAUACAGGCUGCCCAAAAUGUAGCAUUCCAGUUCACUUUUCCCUGCGAGGACUCAACCAUUGGCACCAAUGCCAGAGGGAAGGGGAAAAGCAAAGGCAGGCCCUCAGCCCAUUACACCCGGAGCCACCAGAAAUAAAAGCCCUCAACAGAAACAAUUGCAGAUGGUUGCCAAGGACAUCACUGGGAUUCAGCAGUGAGGCGGGGCUUGGAACUUGGUGGUAAAGAGCAGACAGUGGCUGGACCACAUGGGAGCAGCCAGCUCAUGUACGCCACCUUGAAUCACUGUUUUAGGGGACUGUUGUGAUUGGCUGGUGAAGACGGGGGAGUCCUUUGUAAAAGCAACCCCUCCGUCUGACCCACGAAGGUGUUCCUGAAUGGCAGGACAGUUUCUGAGGGCAUGCAAUUUAAUGGGGCCUUUACCAUUCUGCAAAGAAGAUCUUGUGCUUUAUGUGACCCAAAGGAGUACCAGAAAAAGGGGAUGUAGGGAAUUGGGUUUCAAUAAAAAAAUGUAUAGGCUUUUGUAUGCAGUUCAUGUAGCUGUAUGAGCUGCAGAGGAAACAAGACAAGGGAGCAAAGAUGGCUCUUUCUCUUCACAUUUCACCAUGUCCAGGACCAUUGUAGGCAGAAGCCACUGACUGUCUAUCCUGUAUCCUCUUGGAGAUCAAGGGGUUCUAAACAUGAGUAGCCCUUUCUUAUGUGGCUAGGAAGUUGCUAAGGAACGCUGGAGCCCCCUCCUCUGCCAGUACAUGCCAUGACUGAAGAAGUUGGGCAACCUAGUGUUGAUAGGCAGUAUUGAUGGCCAGUGGAGCGUCUUCCCACACAGACCACUUCUCUUCAGGUUGUUAGGGGCACAAACUUAGUUCAUCCUCGCCUCUGCCUCCAAGUUGAGGAAAAUACCAUAGCCACAGGCAAAGCUACUGACUUAUUACGUCUUCACUGACCUUUCCAAAGAAGCAAACUUUUGCCUCAUCAUGAGUGACAAGUUUCUGAGCCUUCGGCCUGAGAAAACAGGCGGUCAUGAAAGGAGGCUACAUGUCGCAACUCUGCAUGAGUUCAUGUUAGAUUCUUUCCAAUGAGAAAGGAUGCACAGAAAUAAAUGUUUUGGAAUAUAAUUAUUCGUUCAGAAAAAAUAAUAAGGGAGCCCUGUGUCCUCAGUCCUUUGAGAAACACUUUCCUCCCUCUUACCAUCCUAGAACAAGAGUGGGGAAAGGCACAUUUAACCUUUUAAAACCAGGUCAGGCCCUCAAGUGAGACUCCAUUCAGUGCUAAGGAACUUCCUCAGUCCCACUUGGGGAUUCUUGAUGUCUUCCCCACUCUGUCAGUACCUGUGCCUAACUCUGACGUGCCUUGACAGCCUCAUCGCUAAGAGGCAAUCAGAAACAAAUAGCAGGGUCUUCAAGCAGUAAAGGGGGAGGGGGGAGGCAAUGCAAGGGUAGGAUGAUAUAAAGACGAGCGCACGUUAUUCCUUGCUUGGUUUUUAUUAGUAUGGGGGCUUUACAUGCCCAAGUGAUGCCUUGAGUCCUGCAACCCAACUGGGGCUGAGUUUACAGCACUUCCACAGUAUUGCUCAGCCCUGCAGAUACUGUCAGGCUCUUCUCUAAUAAGUUAGCAUAAAUUAGCAAGCAUUGGUAAUCCAUCUGACCCACCCACCCACCCCCCAGGAGCCCUUCCUGCCCUCAAGUUGUCUAAACAAUACGACUGUAAAGGUAAAUGCAGCAGCCCGAGGCUCAUUUCCCCAAGAGGGGAGACCACUGGCCAUCUCCAACGCAGCCAGGUACAGCAGGAUUCACACCAUCUGGUUAUGCCACUGGACACACCAAAAGGGCAACAAAUUCAAUCCGGAGUGAAGACAGACAAUGGGGUCCAAGAACAGAUGAACGCAUUAUUUUACAUACGUACGUUUCCCAUCCCAAGGAAGCCCAAUGUGCUAAGAGUGUUGCUUCCUCGUUACCCUAAGCAGCUGCCAAGCCAAAAGGCUCCAUGGGUCAAAGUUCUGUCUCCUUCUCACACCACUUUCUCCUGGAGCACUGGCAGAUCGGUCCUCAAGGAUAGCCGCAGUCUAGCUAGCUAUCCCCGCAGCAGUUUCCUAGAAAGAAGAAGGUUUCUGUUAGAAGGACAAGGACCCGAAGGGUGACUGAGGAACCUCCUGACUGAUGGUCUCAGACCAGCUGUUCCUCCUUUUUGCUGUUAAGGGGGGAAGGGUAGAGAAAGAGGCUUUAUUGGCUAUUGUCACGUGGACCUCUUGAAAGAUUAUCAUGUAAGUCUGGUAAGGGUGACCCAGAGACCCUGGGAACUUAUAUAGCUCCCUUUUCCCCGAACAAAGAACAAGUUUGUUCUUAGCAAAGUUUUUUUUAAAAAGACACUGAGCACUUUCCUUCUGAUAGGAAGCAGCACAUUUUAAUAGAAAAGGACACGUGCCUCUAACUAUGUGCCUAGUGCCAUCCCUCUCGUCAGCCUCAUUUUCUUUUUUGUAACGUGUAGAAAAAGUAGAAAUAUUGAGCAUAAACAUAUCCUGGCUUUGGGAUAAUAAAUUAGCACAGCACAUGAAUCAAACUCACCAGCAUUCAGUGCAAAGCUUGAGCUCUGAAACCGGCUUUGGAAACUAAGGAAUGUAUGAAACUACAAUAAAGAUUGCCUCUAAGAAUA